CCACCGGGAUGGGAGAGUGGGAGGCGGUGAGUUCGCGGCCGGAGAAGCCCGGCUGCGGGUCGGUUGUGGGGUUAGCUGCUGCUGGAGGGACUGAGCCCGCCAUGGAGCCGGUGACCAGGUGGAGCCCGAAGCAAGUGGUGGACUGGACUAAGGGCCUGGAUGACUGCCUGCAGCAGUAUGUCCACAAAUUUGAACGGGAGAAGAUUAAUGGUGAACAACUCCUACAGAUUUCUCACCAGGACCUUGAAGACUUGGGUAUCUCACGGAUUGGACACCAGGAACUGGUUCUAGAGGCUGUGGAUCUCCUGUGUGCACUGAACUAUGGCCUUGAAACAGACAAUAUGAAGAACCUGGUUCUCAAACUGCGAGCAUCAUCCAACAAUCUGCAAAAUUACAUCAGCAGCCGUAGGAAAAGUUCAAAUUAUGACGGAAAUACCUCUCGCAAGCCCCCCAAUGAAUUCCUUACUUCUGUGGUAGAGCUUAUUGGUGCUGCUAAAGCCUUGCUUGCGUGGUUGGACAGGACCCCAUUUACAGGUAUUGCUGACUUUUCAUCAAUGAAGAACAGAAUCAUUCAGCUCUGCUUGGACCUCACUACUGCUGUUCAGAAGGAUUGCACUGUAGCUGACAUGGAAGAUAAAGUCCAGGCUGUGGCCAAGACUUUAAAUGGCAUUUGUGAUAAAGCCAUUCGAUCAACUACAGAUCCAUUGAUGAGCCAGUGUGCCUGUCUGGAGGAGGUUCACUUAACCAACAUUAAACCUGGGGAAGGCCUGGGAAUGUACAUAAAAUCAACUUACGAUGGAUUGCAUGUAAUUACUGGAACUACAGAAAACUCCCCUGCUGAUCGCUCUCAGAAGAUUCAUGCUGGUGAUGAAGUGAUCCAGGUUAAUCGGCAAACUGUGGUUGGAUGGCAGCUAAAAAAUCUGGUAGCAAAGCUGAGAGAGAAUCCUGCUGGAGUUAGGCUGCUGCUUAAAAAACGUCCUACUGGCUCUUUCCAUUUCACUCCUGCUCCAUUAAAGAACCUGCGCUGGAAACCACCCUUGGUGCAGACCAGUCCUCCACCAACUUCAACUCAGUCACCAGAAAGCACCGUGGAUACCUCACUGAAGAAGGAGAAGCCGGCCAUUUUGGAUCUGUACAUACCCCCUCCACCAGCUGUUCCAUAUUCUCCUCGAGAUGAAAAGGGGAGUUUUGUGUAUGGAGGAGGCAACAAACGCAGUCAACCCUUACCUGGGUCCAAGGGGGCCGAGUCUCCCAAUUCUUUUCUGGAUCAGGAGAGUCGAAGGCGAAGGUUUACUAUCGCUGAUUCAGAUCAGUUGCCUGGGUAUCCUCUGGAAGUAAAUAUCCUACCAGCCAAGAUGAGGGAAAAAACACAGUCCUAUGGAAAACCUCGUCCAUUGUCAAUGCCUGCUGAUGGAAGCUGGAUAGGAGCUGCAGAACGCUUCUCUAGGCCACGAGGAGUAGGGAGAAAAGGUGAAGAUGUCCUCUGCAGGUACUUCAGUAAUGAAAGGAUACCCCCAAUCAUUGAAGAAAACCCCUCCACGCAGCACCCCCUCUCCAGGCCUGUGUCUGACAAGCAGUUAGUGAGGGGAACGGAUUAUAUUCGAGGCAGCAGGUGUUUUAUGAAUACAGACCUCCACAACAGUGCAACAAUUCCUUUUCAAGAGGAAGGUGCUAAAAAAUCAUCAGUUACAUCAUCCACAAAACCCUCCUCUGGAGAACCCUCGCUGCUGGUCAGUUGGAUCACAAGACUGAAAUUGUUGACUCACUGACUAUUGUCUGCAGCACUGUUACCAAGUGCCUUUGCUCGGCGGUCAGACUUCUCUACUUUUCGGCCUAACUGACGCAUAGUGACUAAUGCGGUAUUCUUUUCCUGGAGAACCUUACAUCUUUGCCUUUUUGUUUGUGAUUUUUGACAGAUCAGAGGGUGUCAUAGUGCAAGGAGGGAAGAAAGAUAAAGAUCAAGUUCCUCUUCCUGGCCAAAAGCUGAGGGCAUUUAUUCCCAUGGAAAUAAGUAGAAUUUCAGUGACACAGAGGCCACACAUCACCUGGAAUGUGCAUAGUGACUCAGAGGAAAGAACUGUGUUACCGUGAAAUCCAGUGGCACUUUAGUUGUCUGAAUGCUCAGAGACUGGUGUGACUGGCUGGGUGUCAGAGUACGCAGAGCUCAGCAUAAGUUGCGUUACUCGACUGACCAGGAAAGAUAAGCAGAGACACAACAGUUUUGUGCAACUUAGUGAUGCUGUUGCAAGUACUGGAUGAGAUCAACCUUGUGAGGAAGAAGUAAUAGUGUUGCUAUUCUUUCUCUGAUAUCCAGAGAAUCUAUGAAGGCUUAGGAAGAGAGUUCUCUUAUUCAGAGAUUUUAGGAAGUUGGACUAAUUUAAUUAUAAAUCAAUCCAACCUGAUAUAUAAACUAUUUUAUUGAAAUCACAGUAGAAAUAAAGAGCACUGAACAACU
This is a messenger RNA of Empidonax traillii (willow flycatcher), 2455 nucleotides long. It is a transcript of the gene CNKSR3, whose product is annotated as CNKSR family member 3. The record is from RefSeq and is a predicted model, not a curated record. The coding region runs from base 9 to 1769 and encodes 586 amino acids. Lineage: Eukaryota; Metazoa; Chordata; Aves; Passeriformes; Tyrannidae. The transcript has 13 exons. Gene Ontology annotation, molecular function: protein binding. Gene Ontology annotation, biological process: regulation of signal transduction. Gene Ontology annotation, cellular component: cytoplasm; membrane.